This is a messenger RNA of Cryphonectria parasitica EP155, 2109 nucleotides long. Its product is annotated as acetoacetate-CoA ligase. Gene Ontology annotation, biological process: lipid metabolic process. The coding region runs from base 1 to 2109 and encodes 702 amino acids. Gene Ontology annotation, molecular function: acetoacetate-CoA ligase activity. The record is from RefSeq and is a predicted model, not a curated record. The transcript is spliced from 5 exons. Gene Ontology annotation, cellular component: cytosol. Lineage: Eukaryota; Fungi; Ascomycota; Sordariomycetes; Diaporthales; Cryphonectriaceae.
AUGGACGGCCAGGUUACGAUGCCACGAAAGCUCUGGGAGCAUGCUGAUCCGAAGAGCACACAGAUGUGGCAGUUCAUGCAGGAGGUGAACAGGAAGAGCGGGCGGGAUCUCAAGACCUUUCGCCAGCUCUACGACUACUCUGUAGGACCCGACCGAGCCGAGUUCUGGGCCCACCUCUUCAGCUACAGCAACUUCAUCCACUCUGGCACUUACACGCGCGUGGUUGACGAGUCGGCGACCAUCGACACGGUGCCGCGGUGGUUCGAGGGCGUGCACCUCAAUUUUGCCGAGAACGUGCUGUACACACGCCCCUCACCACCGUCCUCGUCCUCGUCCUCGUCCUCCUCUCCUACCAGCACUGCCAGCGCCGCGACAACAGCACGCUGCACGCUGCACAAGGAGGACGACAAGAUAGCCAUCACCGAGGUGCGCGAGGGCGGGUCCGAGGUGCGGGAGUGCCGCUGGGGCGAGCUGCGGACUCGGGCGGCGGGGCUGGCGGCGGCCAUCAUCGAGACGUUUGUGGUGUGGCUGGCGACGAACUGGCUCGGGGCCAUCUUCUCGAGCAGCUCGACGGAUAUGGGGGUCAAGGGGAUCCUGCAGAGGAGUGUGCAGGUGAACCCAAAGUUGGUCUUUGUGGAUGAUGCGGCAGUCUACAACGGCAAGACUGUCGACCUGCGCCAAAAGAUGAAAGACCUUGUCGCAGGUCUGGACGAGUGUGACGCUUUCACCUCGCUCAUCUCCAUCCCGCGCUGGGCCCACGCCCCACGAGACAUCUCCCAUGUGCCCAAAGCAGAAACCUGGGCCGCCUUAUUAUCCAGCACAACCAAGCCGGCCCCAGACUUUGUGCACAUCGCCUUCCAUGAGCCCUCGAUCAUCUGCUUCUCGUCCGGCACAACAGGAAUGCCCAAGGCCAUCACACACAGCGUGGGCGGGUUGAUGCUCAGCUACUUCAAGGAGGGCCGUCUGCACGAGGAUCUGGGCCCCGAGACCGUGGGGCUGCAGUACACCACGACGGGGUGGAUCAUGUACCUGGCCAACGCGGGCCUCCUGCUCUUCGGGUCCAGGAGUGUGUUCUACGACGGCAGCCCCUUUGUGCCCGAUGCGAGGGUGCUCGUCGACAUCGUGGCAGACCAGGGCGUCACCAAGUUCGGCACCAGCCCGCGGUGGAUGCUGGAGCUGGCCAGGAACGGCCUGUCGCCGCGGGCCAUGGCCGACCUGUCGCGGCUCAAGGUCGUGACGUGCACGGGCAUGGUGCUGAGCGAGCAGCUGUUCGAGUGGUUCUACGACAGCGGCUUCCCCGCCUCCGUGCAGCUGGGCAACAUCUCAGGCGGGACAGACAUCGCGGGCUGCUUCGGCAUCAUGAACCCUCUCGAGCCGCUGUUCGUGGGCGGCACCAUGGGCCCUUCCCUGGGCACCGACGCGAGGAUCUUUGACGCCACGCUGCCGGACGGGACACCUGGGAGCGAGCUCGCCCACGGCACGCCUGGCGAGCUCGUGGCGGUGAAGUCGUUCCCCAACGUGCCGUGCUGCUUCUGGAACGACGGCGACGGCGACGACACCAAGACGCCCGGGCCCAAGUACCAGGCUGCCUACUUCAACCGCUUCCCAGGGGUGUGGGCGCACGGCGACUUCUGCGUCGUGCACCCUCGCACGGGCCAGAUUACGUUCCUGGGCCGGGCGGAUGGGGUGCUGAACCCGUCUGGGGUGAGGUUCGGCAGCGCGGAGAUAUACGGUGUGAUUGAGCGGCGGUUUGCGGACCGGGUGCUGGACUCGCUCUGUGUUGGGCAGAGGAGGCCGCAGGACCAGGACGAGAAUGUGUUGUUGUUUUUGUUGAUGAAGCCUGGGCAUCAGUUCCAGCGGCGUUUGGUGGAGGAGAUCAAGGAGGCGAUUCGGACGGAGCUGUCAAAGAGGCAUGUUCCCAAGUACGUGUUUGAGACGCCAGAGAUACCGAUGACAAUCAAUAUGAAAAAGGUCGAGCUACCAGUCAAACAGAUUGUCUCGGGCCACAAGAUCACCCCAAGCGGCACACUGGCCAACCCACAAAGUCUGGAGUACUACUACCAAUUUGCCAAGGUGGAGGAGCUGAUCACGCCUAAGGAGAAGCUCUAA